AUGCCUAAGACUCCGUUGAGUAAACGUCCCAAACUUGUAGAGGCAAAUUUGAAUGCGAAUGAGUUAGAUCACAAUGAUGAUGAUCAGAGGUAUAAUAGGCAAGAAAUCAAGGUAUCUCCUACCACACAAGAUGCGGCAGCUGUUUCGCAUUUGAAUUUUAAGUCUCAAACUCCAAAGAAGUUGAUUUUACGUGAUUAUGACUCAAUUGCAAUUACACCAACCGCUGCAAUGCCUCCCUCAUCUUCAUUACAGGCACCUAGUUUACAUCCGCCAACUGAAUCCUCAUCGAGAGGACGUACAGCGAGAACGUAUUCACAGUCACCUCCAAGAUCACCUGCUAGGUCACCCGCUAGAUCUCCAACUAGAAAGUUAGAAUUGAUUCAAUUAUCUCCAGUUAAAAAUAGUAGGAUAGCAUUGCAAAAAAUAUAUGAAUCCAAGAAUGAAAAACAAAUCGAAAGAUUAUGCAUAGAUAAAUUGGUUUUGCAUGAUUUCAAAUCAUAUGCUGGUACUCAAGUUGUAGGUCCAUUCCAUUCAAGUUUUUCUGCCGUAGUUGGCCCAAAUGGUUCAGGUAAAUCUAAUGUCAUUGAUUCAAUGUUAUUCGUAUUUGGGUUUAGAGCUAGCAAAAUGAGACAAGAUCGAUUGUCUGAUUUGAUUCAUAAGUCUGAAAACUUCCCAGAUCUAAAAUCAUGUUCUGUAGAGGUACAUUUCGAAUAUGUGAUCGAUAAACCGGAUGGGACCACAAUUAUUAAUACUGUAAAGGAAAAACUUGUAAUAACUAGGAAAGCUUUUAAGAACAACACAUCGAAGUAUUAUAUUAAUGGAAAAGAAAGCAAUUAUACAUCAGUAACUAAAUUGUUAAAAGAUGAAGGAAUAGAUUUAGAUCAUAAUAGAUUUUUAAUUUUACAGGGUGAAGUUGAAAAUAUUGCUCAGAUGAAACCAAAGGCAGAAAACGACGGUGACGAUGGUUUAUUAGAGUACUUAGAAGAUAUUAUAGGUACCGCAAAAUACAAGCCCUUGAUUGAAAAAAAGUUCGAAGAAAUAGAAGCAUUGAAUGAAAUUUGUAUUGAAAAAGAAAAUAGAUUUGAAAUUGUAGAUAGAGAAAAGGCUUCAUUAGAGAGUGGUAAAGAUGAAGCUCUAGAAUUCCUCGAAAAGGAAAAAGAAUUAACAUUGGUAAAGUCCAAAUUAUACCAAUAUAAGCUAUGGCAAGACAAUAAGAAAUUGAGCACAACUUUGGAAAAAUUAUCCAAUAUAAAGGAGGAAUUUGAAGAAACUAAAAAAAAACAUUCAACUACAGAAAUUCAGAUGAAUGAGAUUUCUAAGUCUUAUCAUGAAAUGUUAAAAAAUAUAAAAGCGUCUCAAGAACAAGAAAAGAAAUUAAAUAUUCAGAAAAGGAAUUAUGAUACUGAAAGAGUCUCUUUAGAAGAACAAAGAAAAAAUAUUAUGAAGAAGAAAAAGAAAAUGGAGAAAGAACUUGAAGAUUGUAACAAAACCAUCUCUAAUACUAAAAUAAAGAUCGAAGAUUUGGGUAAAAAUGAAUCCGAAUAUGAAAGUCAACUCGAUGAAUUAAAUGCACAAUUACAAAUUGAAAGGGGACUCCUAGAAGAGAUAAAAAUAUCAUUAAAGGAUAAGACUAUAGAAUUUUCAGAUGAAAUUUCUCAACAUGAAAAAGAACUCGAACCAUGGAAUUUACAGCUACAAGGAAAGAAAUCCCAAAUCCAGGUGAAAGAAUCUGAAAUAUCAUUAAUUAAGGAAGGCAGAGUUAAACUUGAAAAUGAUAUCGAGAACCUUAACAGUUUAAUUUCUGUAAAAAUUGAAGAAAAGAUUUCAAGAGAAAAAGAAAUUGGCUCUCUCAGAAAUGAACUAAACAGAAUAACGAAAGAAGUUUCUAUCGGAGAUACAGAAUACACAAAUGCUAAGGAAAAACUGCGGGAAAUGAAAGCUGUUUUAAAUCAACAUAGACAAAAAGCAAUUGAUGCCAGAACUUCAUUAUCAGCAGAAGAAAACAAGAACCAAGUUUUAGCAUCCUUAUUCAGAUUACAAAAGUCAGGUAGAAUCUCCGGUUUUUAUGGAAGACUCGGAGAUCUUGGUGCAAUUGACGACAGAUAUGAUAUAGCAAUUUCAACAGCAUGUCCUAGACUAAAUGAUUUAGUAGUUGAAACUGUUGAAUGUGGACAACAGUGUAUAGAAUAUCUAAGGAAAAACAAACUUGGCUAUGCCAGAUUUAUUUUGUUAGAAAAACUAAGAAAUUUUGAUAUGAAUAAAAUCAGCACUCCAAAUAAUGUACCAAGAUUGUUCGAUUUAGUAAUUUCGUCUGAUCCUAAGUUCUUGCCAGCAUUCUAUAGUGUGCUUAGAGACACUUUAGUUGUAAAUAAUUUAAAGGAUGCUAAUCGAGUUGCCUAUGGUAACAAAAGAUUCAGAGUAGUGACAUUAAGUGGUGAAUUGAUUGAUGUUUCAGGUACAAUGAGCGGUGGUGGUACUCAGACUUCAAGAGGUUUAAUGAAAUUGACAAAGAGCGGUAACAGCGGGUUUAAAUCAUACACUAUUGAAGAUGUAGAAAAAAUUGAAAAGGAAUUGGCAGCAAGGGAGAAGAAUUUUGAAAUUGCUAAUGAAACUUUUACCGAGAUGGAAACUGAAUUAAGAAGAUUGAAAGAUAGAAAACCAGAUGUUGAACUUGAAAUUUCAAAAUUUGAACUGGAAAUCACAUCCUGGGUAACCGAACAUGAAUUAAUGCAACAACAAUUAAAUGAAAAGCAGCAAUCUCUGGAUGAAUGUAUGUCUAAUAAUGAAGAAUUAUCAACAAUGGAACAUGAAUUAGGAACUUUACAAAAUGACUAUAAGUCUUUACAAUUAGAAACAAAAUCAAAAAAGGAUAGGAUUAAAUUUUUAAAAGAUGAAAUAAUGAAAGUAGGUGGUAUAAAACUUCAAGUUCAGAGUUCAAAAGUUGACUCGAUUAUUCAAAAGAAGGAUAUUUUAAAUGGAAAACAUAAGAAGGAUAAGAAUGAUUUAAAGAAAGCAGAAACCGAAUUAAAGAGGCUUUCAAAGAAACAAUCUGAAUGCAGUACCGACUUACUCACUUCUACGGAUAAACUUGAAAAUACAGACGGUCAAUUGUCUAAAAUAUCAAAAUCUUUAUCUGAGACAGAGACUUUACUUCAUGAAUUAGAAUUUUCUAGGGAAGAAUCUUUACAAAACUCUGAAAAUUUAAAGGAUCAAUUAAAGGAAUUUGAAGAAAAUCUCAACUCGUUUAAAGUUUUUCAGUUGGAACACCAAAACAAGGAGGAGAAGCUUAAUAACUUAUUAAAUUUUAUUAAGAAGGAUAUUAGAAGUACUGAUUCUGAACUACAAUCUCUAAAAAUUAGAGAUAUCACACAUACAUUACAAGAGUUAGAUAAUGGAAAUAUUGAUCAAGACGAAGAGGACGUAUCGAUGAAGGACAAUGCUGUUAGUGUAUCAGCAAACAAUUCCUUAGGAAAUUCUGAAAAUAUGGAGGGUGUUGAGAUAGAAACUAAUGAAAGUGAUGUAAGUCCAGAUGCUAAUAAUGAUUUAGAAAUGGAAAUAGAUGAAGAUAAUAAUGAAAUAUCAAAGGGUAUACCAAGAAUUUCGGAAGAUGAAUUUAAGAAUGUGGAUGUGGAAGAACUAGAAGCUCAGAAACUUCAAUUACAAGACUACAUCGACACAGUUAAUGUCAAUAUUGAUGUUUUGGAGGAAUAUGCUAGGAGAGUGGCCGAAUAUAAAAGAAGAAAACUAGAUCUAAACAAUGCAGUUGAUGAGAGGGAAAAAGUACGUGAAUUAUUAGAUAAAUUGAAGAAAACUCGUUUUGAAGAAUUUAUGCAAGGAUUCGGCGUAAUCUCAAUAACAUUAAAAGAAAUGUAUCAAAUGAUCACUAUGGGUGGUAAUGCAGAACUUGAACUAGUUGAUAGUCUGGAUCCAUUCUCUGAAGGUGUUACUUUUAGCGUCAUGCCUCCAAAAAAGAGUUGGCGUAACAUUACAAAUCUUUCUGGUGGUGAAAAAACAUUAAGUUCAUUGGCGCUUGUUUUUGCUUUACAUAAAUAUAAGCCAACGCCUUUAUAUGUAAUGGAUGAAAUAGAUGCAGCUUUGGAUUUUAGAAAUGUAUCUAUUGUUGCUAAUUAUAUCAAAGAAAGGACAAAGAAUGCGCAAUUUAUUGUUAUUUCUCUUCGUAAUAACAUGUUUGAAUUGGCUGAACAAUUGGUUGGUAUUUAUAAAUCGAAUAAUCAAACAAAAAGUGCCACUUUGCAAAAUAAUGAUAUCAUUAACAGAGAUUAA
This is a messenger RNA of Vanderwaltozyma polyspora DSM 70294, 4284 nucleotides long. RefSeq names its product condensin subunit SMC4 (gene SMC4). Gene Ontology annotation, molecular function: protein binding; ATP hydrolysis activity; ATP binding. Gene Ontology annotation, biological process: mitotic chromosome condensation. Gene Ontology annotation, cellular component: chromosome. NCBI's taxonomy places the organism in Eukaryota, Fungi, Ascomycota, Saccharomycetes, Saccharomycetales, Saccharomycetaceae. The transcript has a single exon. The record is from RefSeq and is a predicted model, not a curated record. Bases 1 to 4284 code for a protein of 1427 amino acids.